Messenger RNA from Syzygium oleosum, 603 nucleotides. RefSeq lists its product as uncharacterized. The record is from RefSeq and is a predicted model, not a curated record. The transcript is spliced from 3 exons. Lineage: Eukaryota; Viridiplantae; Streptophyta; Magnoliopsida; Myrtales; Myrtaceae. The coding region runs from base 1 to 603 and encodes 200 amino acids.
AUGACUAUCAAGUUGUUAUUCCUGGGUCUUAUUAUCAGUGUUGUCGGUCUCCACCUAGACGAGAAAGUUAAGACCAUCCGAGCGCAGCCUACCCUGAAGACGGGUCAUUCUAUAGAAAGGGAUGUUCAACAAGGUGAAGACGCCGAGGUCAGUUCUGCUUCAAUUGAAGAAAAACUAUGUUCAGCACAGGUUUUUACUGUACCCGACUUCAGUAAGCUGUUUGAAGUGGACUAUGAUGUGUCUGGAGUGUGGAUUGGUGUGGUGCUGUCACAAGAGAAGAGACUUGUGGCAUUUUUCACCGAGAAUCUGAGUGACGGUCAGAAGCUAAUUAGCAGCGAUAUGCAUGCUAAAGGGUGCAUAUUUCUGCAAAAGUUCCCGUGUAAAUUACUGUGUCAAUCUGAUACUUCAAACCGGGUUACUGAUGCGCUAAGUAGGCGAGCUGCAUUGAUUACCACUCUCAGAAAUGAGGUUGCGGGUUUUGGACAUAUGCAGGGUUUAUAUAACGAGGAUGAAAAUUCCCAGGAUGUCUGGGAAAAAUUGAAGCAGAAACAACCUGUUGGCGACUUUCAUAUUUCUGAUGGGUUUCUAAAGAAGGGUAGUUAG